AAAAUAAAUCUCUCGCUACAUACGCCCACAUUCUUCCACUGAAGUUCGGUGGAAGAAACUGAAAGAAGGUCGUUGUAAUAACACGCAAAUCACGACUUACUAACGAAAUUCUACUUCAGCAAAUCCUUGGUUUUCAAUUAGGAUUUGUAACACUUUGUAACGUUACACGCCAAAUGGCAUAGUAGUUAUGUGGGUUUGGACGGAUAAAGUAGUCCUGUGUGUUGCUGUGUUUACGUUGCGUUUGCCGCCGACAAGCACAGUGACACGGAUCAGACUUGGUCAAUGUUGGGUUAUAUGCAAAUGAGUCGUAUGCAAAUGUAAAAGCUGGUGUAUAAGAUAUACCUAAUGCUCAUAGAUAACAGUAUAUUGCUUUUAUAUUAAAUGUUAAUCACUCUUAAAGUCUUCAUAUUCCAUACUAGUAAUAUGUGUGUAAUAUUAGUGUCAUGGUAAACUAUGUGCCUUUCCGGUAAAAACUGAAGGGAACGUCAAUACGUAACGGAGCUAGUUUAUGUUCAGAGAAGUGAGUUUUUGUCUGAGCCACUGCUCCUUGUCCACUGUUGCUAUAACUUACUGUGGAACCAUGAUGCUCCUAAACAGGAGGUUGUCGGAGAGGGUCUAUCUCUCAUCACCAUACAUGUUAUCUAGUACAUGGACACGAUCCACACUUCAGUUGGAACUGGAACUUUUUUUCAACACAUACCAAGUAGACUGUAAUUAGACUUUAUGAGACUACUAAUCACAUUAUACUUAUUUAAUUCUUCAUCCCCUUCAUUUGAUUCAUCAUAAUUGACCUCUCUUAUUGUGAUGAGACGGGGCUUAUUAUUUUAUAUAUAGGACAUAACAAAUAAAAUAAAAACGUUCAUACCAAAACAAACAUCUUUAUACGGAAUGGUUAGCAACUAAUGCAUGUAUUUUUACACCUCUACCAGUUUGUGAUGGUCAUUUAUGUUCUGCAAUUUCGUGUUACUCAUACAUACACUGAUACAAUAACUCUAGGAACACAGCCCCACAUCUACAUAUUGACAAUUAGUUUUGAUGAAUUCAGUGUUGUUGAUAAAUAAUGUUGAAUGUUGAAAUUACAGAAAUUUUGUGGUGGUCGGUUAAAUUCUAAAGGUAUUGUUUAAAGGCUGGUUAGUCAAAAUUUGGUUUGAAAAGUAAAAAUUAAUUAAUUUUUGAAGAUGUUUUGACAUCUAAUGUUACAAACUGCUCCUUGAUGCAUAAAAAAAGAUCUAUGUGAAGAACUGAACAUUUAGGCGUUUUCUUUUUCUUCAGCAGAUACGUUUUAAAUUUACAGGGAGGCAUGCCAGGGCGCCAGGAUGAAGUGACUGAUAAAGAAUUGUGACGAGGCCAUUUUUAAAAUAAAAUUAUUAUUUUAACUCCAUUCCUGCGGCAGGCGGUGUCCUCCUGACUGCCCCACACCUACUGACCUCUGACCUCUGAACAGCAUGCAUGUUUCUGCUGGAGACUCUGGAGGACCUGGACGACAGUCUGAAGAAGCUCAAUUCCAGAUUGUUUGUAGUCAGAGGGCAGCCUACAAAUGUUUUUCCAAGGCUUUUUAAGGAAUGGAAAGUGACCAGGUUGACGUUUGAAUAUGACCCAGAGCCUUAUGGGAAGGAGAGGGAUGGAGCCAUCAUCAAGAUGGCCCAAGAGUUUGGAGUGGAGGCCAUUGUCAGAAACUCCCACACCCUCUACAACCUGGAUAGGAUAAUAGAGGCGAACAACAACAGUCCUCCUCUCACCUUUAAGCGGUUUCAGACCAUUGUGAGCAGACUGGAGUUGCCCAGAAGACCUCUGCCUCCCAUCACCCAGCAGCAGAUGGACAAAUGUUGCACUAAAAUAUCUGACAACCAUGAUCAGCUAUACAGUAUACCUUCACUGGAAGAACUAGGUUUCAGGACUGCAGGAUUAUCUCCAGCUGUGUGGAAGGGAGGAGAGUCAGAAUCCUUGGACAGACUCAACAAACAUCUAGACAAAAAGGUGUGGGUGGCCAACUUCGAACACCCUCGUGUCAACACGUGCUCUCUGUAUGCCAGUCCCACCGGCCUCAGCCCCUACCUACGCUUUGGAUGUUUGUCCUGUAAGGUUUUGUACUACAACCUCAGAGAGCUCUACAUGAAGCUCCGUAAGCGCUGCAGUCCUCCUCUGUCCCUGUUCAGCCAGCUCUUAUGGAGGGAGUUCUUCUACACAGCUGCCACCAACAACCCAAACUUUGACCGCAUGGAGGGAAACCCCAUCUGUGUCCAGAUCCCAUGGGACCAGAACCCAGAGGCACUGGCCAAGUGGGCUGAGGGUCGGACUGGUUUUCCCUGGAUCGACGCCAUCAUGACCCAGCUGAGAAUAGAGGGCUGGAUCCAUCACCUGGCCCGACAUGCUGUGGCCUGUUUCCUCACCAGGGGAGACCUGUGGAUCAGCUGGGAGAGCGGCAUGAAGGUGUUUGAGGAGCUGCUGCUCGAUGCAGACUGGAGUGUAAAUGCUGGUAGCUGGAUGUGGCUGUCCUGCAGCGCCUUCUUCCAGCAGUUCUUCCACUGCUACUGUCCUGUUGGCUUUGGAAGGAGAACUGACCCAUCAGGAGACUUCAUCAGGCGUUACAUCCCCAUCUUGAAAGACUACCCUAACCGGUACAUCUAUGAGCCGUGGAACGCCCCAGAGUCGGUCCAGAGGGCAGCCAACUGUGUCGUGGGAGUGGAUUACCCCAAACCCAUGAUCAACCACGCAGAGGGCAGCAGGCUCAACAUUGAGAGAAUGAAACAAGUUUACCAGCAACUCUCCCAUUACAGAGGACUCAGUCUACUAGCAUCAGUACCAACGAUCCAAGAGGAGGCAGAGCCACCAAUGACCGAUGAGUCCCAGAGCAGCAGUGGCCCUGACUCUCCUCCCAAAAGUCCUGCUGACAGUGAAGCAGCUGUCUGCUCUACAGCUCCUGAUUCGUCCACAGUCUGCCCAUAUCCAGACCUGGAGGGGGCAGUGGACAGUCAACCAUCCCAGACAGUCUGGGCCUCUUCAGGCUCACACACACAGCCCGCUGUGGCCAUAACAUCUAGCAGCCAUCCUCUGUCCACACCAACCCAGAGCAAUCUGUCAAGGUCCAAACCCUCCCCCCCUUUAUGUCCCCCCAUGUCCCCGUCCCCCAGUUCAGCCAUGACCAAGACUCAGCCCAUCUCUCAGGGGCAGAGGAGGAAAGGCCUUGCCUGCGAGGUGCGGCGCAGCCAGAGGCAGCAAGGGCGACAGAGCUUCACUUUAGCAGCCAGGGAGGGAGAGAGCAGAGCGGAGGAGGAAGAGGAGGAAGCAGGAGGGGAGGAGAUGAUGGAGGAGGACAUUGAGCAGGGUGAGGAGAGAAUGGAGGAAGAGACAGCAGCAGGACAUCAGCUGUGAUAUAAGGUAGAGAUCAACGAUCCAUCCCAGACAACUGGAUAAAGACAUUCAAGGAAAAGUGUUCUGGAUAUGUGGACAACACUAAAUAUAUAUAUAUAUAUAUAUAUAUAUAUAUAUAAACACAACACAAGUGGAAGCAGUACAAAAGAAAGUGGUAAUACAGUCCAGACAAUAUUAGUAGCUCCAGGAAAAUAAAUGACCCAUUUUAACAUUUUAGAGCAGAACCAGUCCAGAACUGUAAAUGAGUCAUAAAUAUUUUUUUAUUUGAGGAAAUGGAUGAGGUCACAAUCUUUCAAAGUAUUUAAGAUGAUUAAUGAGUAAUCUUCUCGUGUACAGUUCCAUCUCUGAGACACACACAGUUCAUAAGGAGCAACAUAGCACCUCUUAACACACCAUGUCCACAUGGAAUCCAUAGAAUAUGUCCGUCAGCACAGCCCCUCUCUGCUUGUCCUCUUGCUCCUAUGAAGGUCAUUGUCUUUCAAAACAAGGUAGUGCUGGAGCCUGAAUGUCCCCUUCAUAAACAUACUGUCCUGUCUCUGCACCCGAUUCGCUCUCCUUUCUGGGAAAUAAAAGUAACUCAAAGUCUGAAAGAUAUAUUAAGUUGUGGGUGACGACAGAGUGGUGCUCAGAACUUCAUUCUGUGUCUCUACCGGGCCAAAAACUGUCUAUUCUUCUUCUUUAGAGGCAUUCAGGAACCCUGCUCGAGCUUCAGACAGAUUUACUAACAUUCAGUAAAAUGUAUUAAACUUCACUUAAGGUUGUAGCUUCCUUCAAUGUACAUUUUGUGCUUGCUUAGGAGGCCCUGAUAUUCAUAUGUAUUCAUAAAUGCAGGUGGGAAAACAGUGGCUAAUGUUUUUAAAGCAACUGCUGGCCCCGGGGAGAUGGAAGGGUUUUUCUGUUCAGUUGGUCCUGUUGAUUUUGUUCAGGACAUUCUCCUGAUUAUACAACAUUAAAACAAAACAAAACAAAACACUAAAGAACAUUUAAUGUAACAAUAAUAAUGUUUUGGAUACAUAUCUGAUAUGUUUGCUAGCAGCAGUGACGAUGUUAAUUAGUGACAAGAACAUAAGAUUGUUAUAGUCCACCUUUUUAAAUCAUAAAUUCCCUGUCUGUUUUGGAGGGUCACACAUAUAUGAAGGUUUAUGAAACAAAAUGUAAAUUCAUAGGCCAAGUCAAGACCCUCUGUAGGAACAGCUUUUAAUAGCUGGUAAUAGAAUAUGCUGCUUGUGAGGAAUGAAUGUUAAUCUCCCCAUCUGAAUUUUAUUUUAAAGUGACGAUCUGUGUGGCCAUUCCAUUCUCAUUACUUUCUUUCAACCUCAAUGUUUCAGCUGCAUUUGUCAGCUUCAAACUUUAGUGCAGAAUAAGCAACCAUAGCUGCAGUUUGAUUUGUGAAACCCCCCAUCAGUGUUGGCUGGAUGGGUUGUUUCCCCAUAGAGGGAUCAUAGAUUGGUUAGACACUAAGCUCACAGACCAUGUACGUGUUGUUCUGUCGGUGUAAAAGACAUGUGGGAACUGUAUGAAGUUGGAAUCCUACAAGGUAAAAAGACAAAUUGGUCAGUGGCCCAACCACAGGUCAGAAAAGCUCCCAGUUCCCACUGUUUCUGAACACACACCCUGAUCAGAUGCUUGUGUUCUGCUGUACAUUCCAACAAAAAACAGCAUGAUCCUCUGCAGGCCCGGGGGUUUGUCUCAAACGUGUGGACUACCUGGAUAUUUAUUUGUUUUGUAUUGUACAAAAAGAGUUUAUUUUCAUUAAAAUUGCUUAAGCAUGUGUGAUUUAAA
This is a messenger RNA of Cottoperca gobio, 5154 nucleotides long. It is a transcript of the gene cry2, whose product is annotated as cryptochrome circadian regulator 2. The record is from RefSeq and is a predicted model, not a curated record. Gene Ontology annotation, biological process: circadian regulation of gene expression; entrainment of circadian clock by photoperiod; negative regulation of DNA-templated transcription. Gene Ontology annotation, molecular function: FAD binding; DNA binding. The transcript has 13 exons. NCBI's taxonomy places the organism in Eukaryota, Metazoa, Chordata, Actinopteri, Perciformes, Bovichtidae. Bases 1450 to 3372 code for a protein of 640 amino acids. Gene Ontology annotation, cellular component: nucleus; cytoplasm.